Messenger RNA from Armigeres subalbatus, 3617 nucleotides. Its product is annotated as protein argonaute-2. The coding region runs from base 8 to 3226 and encodes 1072 amino acids. NCBI's taxonomy places the organism in Eukaryota, Metazoa, Arthropoda, Insecta, Diptera, Culicidae. The record is from RefSeq and is a predicted model, not a curated record. Gene Ontology annotation, molecular function: protein binding; single-stranded RNA binding; miRNA binding. The transcript has 9 exons. Gene Ontology annotation, biological process: regulatory ncRNA-mediated post-transcriptional gene silencing.
UGGAAAAAUGCUUUUAAAAUUGUUCAUAUAUUUACACAGAAAACAGCAACAGCUCCAACCAACACCUUCGGAAUCAUCUGUGAAAGAGCAAGGGUCAGAGCCGAUGGCUACACAGCAGCCCCAACAAAAAGGCAAAUAUAAGCAAAAAAAGCAACAACAGCAACAAGAACAAGGUACACCGGUUACGGAAUCGACCGCCGAACAGCAGCCGGAUCCAGAUCCAAUGGCUGAGCAACAUGUUGCUCAGAAGGGCAAAUAUAAACAAAAAAAGCUACAGCAACAACAAGAACAAGAACUGCAACAGACAGACUCAUCCCCUACGGAACAAACUGUGGAAAAUCCUGAACCAAGGCAAAUGGCUACAGAACAGCAGCCAAAGGGAAAAUAUAAACAAAAGCUACAACAAAAACAACAAACAACAGGAGAUCAUCCCGGUGAAGCUACGCAACAGCAGCCAACUCAAGAUCAAGGCAAAAUGUCAUACAAACUAAAACAGCAACAGAAACAGCAGAAACAGCAGCAACAGCAGCAGCAACAACAAAAACCGCAAUCUGACCAAGGAAAAAAUCCUUACAAACAAAGGCAACAACAACAGCAACACCCAUCACAAGAACAAUCGUCGGGACUGACAACGCCAUCAUCACACUCAUCAUCUCCAUCGCAUGCCGCUGCUUUGGAACGAGUAGCAGAAGAUUUCUGCAACAUAAAAAUCGACAAGCAGAAAAUUCACUCGUCCAAACUGCUGCCCGUACUGGUCAGGGCGAAUGCGCACGGUACCCGUGGAAAAAUGAUAAAAGUGGAAGUCAACUAUAUACAACUGUUUGUGGAUCGCUUGAUACCUACUGCGUACCAUUACGACGUAGAUAUUCAACCGCCGGCGUCCCGCAAGUGGCAACGGUUGGCGUUCAGUGAAUUCUGCAGGGAAAUGUUCCCGAAUCAUGGUUUGGCAUUUGAUGGCCAUAAAAAUGCAUAUUCAGCACGUCGCUUGAAAGCAGACCACUAUGAAAAAGAGAUUAAGGUUCGUGGAGAUGGUCGCGACCGGAAGUUUACCGUUGCCAUGAAGGAGGCAGCCGUUCUAGACAUGUCCUGUCUUAAAACUUACAUGACCAACGGCAAUGGCACCAAUCUCGAUAAGCCGAUGUCGGCUAUUCAGUGUUUGGAUAUAGUGCUCCGGACAGCUUACGAAAAUAAUCCUCGCUUCAUCAAGUUUAAAAAAUCGAUCUACGUAAAACCGGAGAGACCGGACGACCUUGGAAGCAAUCACGAACUGUGGUAUGGCCUGUUUCAAUCUGCGUUGUUGGGCGCCAAACCGUUCUUGAAUAUUGACGUGUCACACAAAGCAUUCCCAUCCGGUGGACCAGUUUUGAACGUACUGAGAGAAUUGAAUCGAGGACAGAUUCCGGAUAGGCCGAUCAUGGAUUGGAUGAGCAAAGAACUACAUGAUUUCUUGAAAGGGAUGGAGUUGGCAUACACAGGUCCUGAUGGAGUAUCCAAGCUUUUCAAGUACAAUGCAAUUAAAUUGCCGGCGAAUACACAAAAAUUCAAACUUGAAGACGGAACCGUAAUGACUAUUGAUCAAUAUUUCCGUUCCAAAAAAAUGCAACUCAAGUAUCCGUAUCUACCAGCACUACAUGUGGGUAGCACCAUUAAAAAUAUAAUGCUUCCAAUAGAGCUGUGCAGUAUUCCGCCUGGACAGGCUCUUAACAAGAAGCAUCCCGAUAGCUGCACCCAACACAUAAUUAAGAAAUCGGCUACCGAUACCGCAACCCGAAAACGAAAGAUCAUGGAUUUGUUCAAUCAAAUCAACUACAACAACGCUCCAACCAUCAAGGAGUUUGGUGUGGGAGUUGGGAAUAAUUUCGAGGCGGUUGAUGGCCGAAUCAUCGAUCCACCCGAGUUGUCAUACGCCAACAAUAAGAACGUCAGACCAUCCAAAGGCGUAUGGCGAGCAGAUAACCUGGGCUACAUUGUUCCGAGUACUGCCGUUACAAGACGUUCAUUGAAUUGGACAAUACUAAAUCUGGACCAAAGAACUCGCCCAGAUGCGAUCCAAGAAUUUGGUCGGAAUAUCUAUCAGAUGUCACAAAAGCAAAACGUUCUAUUGCAACCGUUCUCUAUGCGGGACAAUUUCUACGAACCAAGAGACAUGAGGACUUGUAUAAAGGAAUUGGAUUUUAUUCUCAAUGAUAUAAAACAGAGCGGUAUCGACUUGGCGUUUGUAAUAAUUCCUAAUCCAGGUAGGGACGGAGACGUCUACGCAAAAGUUAAACAGAAGGCCGAACUGUGCGUUGGACUGUUUACCCAGUGUAUCAAGAGCUUCACUCUAGACAGGAAACGAGGAGAUCCGAGCACGAUUAGCAACAUUUGGCUUAAGAUCAAUGCUAAGACGAACGGUUCAAACCACGUGCUGGCAAGUAGCUACAAGCCUCCGAUCGCACGGAAGACCGUAAUGUAUAUCGGUGCAGACGUUACCCACCCCUCCCCAGAGCAGACCAACAUUCCGAGUGUCGUUGGUGUGGCAGCCUCGUAUGAUCUCGAAGGGUUCCGCUUCAAUUGCUGCUACCGCCUACAAAACGCCAAAGACGAGAUGAUCCGGGAUUUGCAAAAUAUCGUGGUCAAACAGCUGCGACAAUUCAAACAGCAGAAUCAGAAACUUCCUGAACUGAUCAUGUAUUAUCGUGACGGCGUUUCGGAAGGCCAAUUUCAGGAGGUACUGACCGUUGAACUCCGUGCAAUGCAGGCAGCGGCGGCCAGCGUGGCACCGAAUUAUAAACCAAACAUAACCUUCAUUGUUGUCCAAAAACGGCACCAUGCUCGUUUCUUCCCUACCGAUAAAUGUCCCACCGAGGGCCGCAACAAUAACGUGCCCCCAGGAACUAUUGUUGACAAAUAUAUCACCACUCCUAAUCAGUACCAAUUUUUCCUGGUGUCACAUGCUGCCGUUCAAGGCGUGGCUAAACCAACGAAAUACUGCGUCCUCUACGAUGAUGAAAAUUGUAAUCCAGAUCAGCUGCAGGCACUGACUUACUAUCUAUGUCAUAUGUUCACGCGCUGCAACCGAGCCGUGUCCUACCCGGCCCCGACUUAUUACGCCCAUCUUGCCGCCUACAGAGGACGUGUCUACAUUAAAGAUCGCAAUUUGAAUAUGACCAAUUUGGUGAGAGAGUACGAGAAUAUGCAAAUUAAGUCCGAAAUCCAGGAUGGUCAUCCAAUGUUCUUUGUGUAAAAAUAUCUAAAGAAAAAAAAAUUGUCAUUUAUAACUACAUACUAAUUCAUUUUAUGUUUAAUCAAAUAUGUUACAAAAAUAAACAAUAUAUAACAGGAAUCUCAUCAAUCUUCAUAAAAAAUAUAUCGCCAAUAAUAAAGAAUUAGUUUGAUCAUUGUUAAGUCAGAACGAUUUCUUUUUAUUCUAAGGAAAUAAUCGCUAGCACAGUUUGCUACUAUAAUUUUAUUUAAGAAUUGCUAUAAUUAUCUCUUUAUAUUUUGCUUCUUAGAACGCUCUGACUAAACACCAAGAAAUUGAAUAUACAUGUUGAGUGCGUAUAUUUAUUGAUGAACGAACUCAGAUUAAAUAAAAUACAUUUAUGUUGAUUAAUGUGGUUCCGCCAAAGAAACAA